This is a messenger RNA of Plodia interpunctella (Indianmeal moth), 741 nucleotides long. RefSeq lists its product as uncharacterized. Lineage: Eukaryota; Metazoa; Arthropoda; Insecta; Lepidoptera; Pyralidae. Gene Ontology annotation, biological process: microtubule polymerization. The record is from RefSeq and is a predicted model, not a curated record. The coding region runs from base 180 to 575 and encodes 131 amino acids. Gene Ontology annotation, molecular function: tubulin binding. The transcript is spliced from 3 exons.
GAAAAUGCAUUAGAUUAAAAAAAAGCCUGAAGUCAUCGCAUCCUAUUUUAUAAUUGUCAAAUAAUUUUACGUAUAAUAUCUUAUUUAUUUACAUUAUGUAAUACGUAAAAUUUUUGAUAUCACACAAGUCUAAAUAUCAAUAAACUGUUAGAAAAAAUACACAAUAUAACAAACCAAUCAUGGAUGAAGCAUUUGAGAAGAUGAAGAAAGAGGGGAAGAAUGACGUGGACAGUCUGGUGAAGUGGAUGAAGGAUUGUAAGAAUUCAUUUUACUGGUUAUUUCUCGCGGCUCCUCUCGAAUUUCUCACGGGAGCAGUUAUUUUUCCGGGAGCAAAAAUAAUCGACGGGGUGAAGGUCACAGAGCAAAAGGUCAAAGAUUUGUUCAAAGACGCGGCAAAUAAGAACAGUAUUGAGCUUGAGAAAUUCAAACCUGUUUUAACGAAGGUCGCCCAGGAACAGAACAAAACUUUGGACGAAUUCAGCAAAUCUCUGGCGGACUUAAAAAACAAGGGGGAAAAGGUGUUGGGCGCGGCCAGCGCUGCCGCCACGGCUUUCAAAGAAGCCAUGAAGAAAUAAACGUAGGAAAAUUUAUGGUUAACAUGCGAAACUAGUUGAAGACACAAAAGCAAAUGACGAAAAACUUCGCGCUCUUUUCGAAAACGAGGCUAACAAACAGGCUGUGGAGCUGGAGAGCUUCAGGAAAGCGGUUAACAAACUCGCAGAGGAGCAGAAAAAAACCGUC